Molecule: messenger RNA, 663 nt
Organism: Psilocybe cubensis
Lineage: Eukaryota; Fungi; Basidiomycota; Agaricomycetes; Agaricales; Agrocybaceae
Exons: 5
Coding region: 1-663 (220 amino acids)
Source: RefSeq, a predicted model, not a curated record
AUGUCGCUAAUUCCCUAUGUCGGCGUAUUGCAUAUCUUUGCUGCGCUAGGAGGUGUUUAUACUGUUAGUCCCAACAAAUCGACGAGGGCAAAGAAUACGCAAAUAAUUUUUGGACGAGAGUGGGAAAAUACCCUAGACGAUAGCAAGCUGGCGAGACGUGAAUCUACUGCUCAUGUGCUUGCAGCCACCCUCGGCUUUCUGUCCCUGGACGACGGUUUACAGAAGGAAAUAUAUGACAACGUCGCUUCUGUUGUAGCGUUGGACCGUGAUCCUGCCGCACUCCACCUUCCAUGUUCAAUGUCUAAACAGGCCUAUGAGCAUUAUAAUACCCUAUACAAGUACCCCCCUGAACAAAUAUUGAUCUCAGCAGCCGCAUUUGUCGGAAUUCGAGGAGCAUUUGAGGAUACCAUGAUGCAGAUUCCAGACCCAAGAGGGCCUGCAGAUACGAUGGUUUCCGGUUCCAAAAGGAACAGAGGUUUACAUAGCCUUCAUUGCGUAUCAAUCGCAAUGACAUUGCUUCCAGAAUACAGCCCAAGGUAUUUGAACAACCAUUCGAAUACAGGCCUUCUCGUUGGAAUGGAACUACAAUUGAAUCCAAGGCGGUCUCUGCGUUCAGUCUCGGUCAGGGCCAUUGAUCCAUAUUAUGCUAUAGCUUUUUCUUAA